AUGGAGUCCUUUGAAAUUUCUUCGAGCUCCUCCCCCUUAUUUUAUUCAAAUCAUAAUUUAGAGACCCUCAAUCUUUUUCCUAGUGAGAUCCCAAAUGCUAAUCUUGAGCCUCUACCACCGAUAAGCUGCCUACUUCGUUCACCUGAUCAAGUGCCUAAUUCCCAUGUCAAUAACCCUAAAGCAAUAUGCCAUGAAGAUCAGAAAGAGGAUGGAGAAACUGUGGCCUUGCACAUUGGUCUUCCAGAUUAUUCGGAUGGCUCUAUGAGUUAUUUGACUGAUCGGAAAGAUGGCGAAGAUAACGUGAUAGCACAAUAUUGGAUUCCAACUCCAGAACAAAUACUCAUUGGCUUCUCACAUUUUUCUUGCCAUGUCUGCUUCAAAACAUUUAACCGUUACAAUAAUCUGCAGAUGCACAUGUGGGGGCAUGGAUCACAAUAUCGUAGAGGGCCAGAGUCACUAAAGGGAACACAACCGCGAACCAUGUUUGGCAUCCCAUGCUUUUGUUGUGCUGAAGGAUGCAAGAACAACAUCGACCACCCAAGAGCAAAACCCCUAAAAGAUUUCCGGACCCUUCAAACGCACUACAAGAGGAAGCAUGGAAUGAAGCCCUUUAUGUGUCGCAAGUGCGGCAAGUUGUUGGCGGUGAAAGGUGACUGGAGAACACAUGAGAAGAAUUGUGGCAAGCGCUGGCUUUGUGUUUGCGGUUCGGAUUUCAAGCAUAAGAGAUCACUCAAAGACCAUAUUAAGGCAUUUGGCUCUGGUCACAGUCAUUUUCCACCUAAUUCUUUUGAUGAACUCAGGGACCUUGAUGAGGACAUUAGUCCUACCACUUCCUUGUUUAAAGGAAUGUCAAGUGAUGCAGCCUCUUGAUGAUCAGCUAUAUGUGUGUGUGUGUGUGAGUGUGUGUGUGUGGGGCUAAUAAUCGAUGUUUGAGGCACGAAAUUAAGUUUAUGUACGCUCCUUUUAAACUUGAUAGCAAUGAUUUGGGCCGAAAAUGUUUAUGAGUCUGAUAUCAAUAUAUU
Molecule: messenger RNA, 1022 nt
Organism: Pyrus x bretschneideri (Chinese white pear)
Lineage: Eukaryota; Viridiplantae; Streptophyta; Magnoliopsida; Rosales; Rosaceae
Product: protein TRANSPARENT TESTA 1
Exons: 2
Coding region: 1-870 (289 amino acids)
Biological process (GO): anatomical structure development; regulation of gene expression
Cellular component (GO): nucleus
Molecular function (GO): DNA-binding transcription factor activity
Source: RefSeq, a predicted model, not a curated record